Ochotona princeps (American pika) is the source of this 772-nucleotide messenger RNA. RefSeq names its product serine protease 44-like. Bases 374 to 772 code for a protein of 132 amino acids. Gene Ontology annotation, biological process: proteolysis. The transcript is spliced from 4 exons. The record is from RefSeq and is a predicted model, not a curated record. Lineage: Eukaryota; Metazoa; Chordata; Mammalia; Lagomorpha; Ochotonidae. Gene Ontology annotation, molecular function: serine-type endopeptidase activity.
UCCAUUUCUUAUCACUAGUUCUUCAUAAUGUUUAUUUAGUGGAUAAAUCUGUUGUAUGUGGGUUUGAGUAUCAGUUUUAUUUUACCAGCUACAUGUUAAGUAGAAAAACAGAGUGGUACCCAUGAGAGAAACUGUUGUGUAGGAAGCUUCCUUGGAGGGCGUCAGUCUUCCAAGAAGACCCAGGAGAGGAAAUCAGCAUUGCAAGUCCCACCCUUCUCGGCAUUCCCUGGAGCAGUUCUGGAUCUCCUGACUGGCAUCAGGACUCUCAGGAGCCCCUUGCCUGUGACCCCUGACCCCGCGUUCCCGCCCACACGGGCGCUGGGACGCGCUCCACCGCCGGCAGGGGGCGCCAGGGGAGGGUGUGUUGGUGUCGAUGGCGUCGCGAGGAGGCGGCGCCCGCGGGGGCCUCUACUUGGGCCUGCUGCUCUGGCUCCAGCUGGCUCAGGCCGUGCUCAGUGUGGGUUCCCGAUUCCGAGAUGAUUCUGGGGUGACAGAGCCAAGUCCAGAGUCUCCAACACUCACGAAGCACACCAAAUCCCCCGGGAUCCUGGACCGCCCUACAGGCCCGGGGUCUCCAGCACCUGAAGAGCUGUUUCCACGAGCAUGCGGCAAAAGAACCAUGAAGAUAGUUGGUGGAAUGCCUGCCCCGGAGAGAAAGUGGCCCUGGCAAGUGAUCCUGCAGUCUAACGGUGCCCAUGUGUGCGGAGGCUCCCUCAUCUCCAGCCGCUGGGUCCUGACUGCCGCCCACUGCGUGUCAACAAAAAGUGGGUGA